GUUUAUUUCAUCUAUCUGUAGGUUUGGAAUUAGGAUUUAUCAACUGUUUUCACAUAUUGUUAUGUCACAUUAUAACAAUAUGCUUUCAGGUGUGGGUAAGAGUUGCCUUCUAUUACGUUUCUCUGAUGGUUCUUUCACCACCAGUUUCAUUACUACCAUCGGCAUUGACUUCAAGAUAAGGACCAUAGAGCUGGAUGGUAAACGGAUCAAACUGCAAAUUUGGGAUACUGCUGGGCAAGAGCGAUUCAGAACUAUCACAACUGGUAUGCUCAUGAGCUAUGCACAAAUAUGCAAUCCUCCUCUAGACAUGAGCUAAGAGAAUUCACUAUUU
Molecule: messenger RNA, 331 nt
Organism: Olea europaea var. sylvestris
Lineage: Eukaryota; Viridiplantae; Streptophyta; Magnoliopsida; Lamiales; Oleaceae
Product: ras-related protein RAB1BV-like
Exons: 2
Coding region: 62-316 (84 amino acids)
Biological process (GO): regulation of exocytosis; protein secretion
Cellular component (GO): plasma membrane
Molecular function (GO): GTPase activity; GTP binding
Source: RefSeq, a predicted model, not a curated record